Messenger RNA from Darwinula stevensoni, 1566 nucleotides. NCBI's taxonomy places the organism in Eukaryota, Metazoa, Arthropoda, Ostracoda, Podocopida, Darwinulidae. The record is from the annotation of a GenBank genome assembly.
AUGUCAACCCCGAGGAAGCGCCCGACUCCCCCGAGACGACGAGAGACGAAUUCUAAGCUGUCGUUCGCCCCGCAGACGCUUCGGGCGAGCCUGGAGUCGGACCACGGAGACCCCCUCACCCUCCUCGACAUCUACUGCGAGUGGCUGGAGGGGAAGGGGGACGGCAAGGAGGGGAGGGACAGCCGACGCUGGUGUCGCGACCGGGGCGUCGAGGAACAGCGUCUCUACGAGGUCGCAAACCUCCGGCAGCAGUUCCAGGACCUCCUCCAGGAAUGGCAUAGGAGCGUGAUGGAGCGACGGGUCGACGAGGUCACAUAUACCGACUGCAUGCAACUUCCACAGGACAGUGGACUGGUAGACCGGUUGGGCCGGAUGCCCGAAUCGAGCGAGGAGCGGAGAAUCCGAUACGGGGAGCUGAAGCAGCUGAGGAGCAUGAAGCGCAAGUUCCACGAGACGUGGGGGCAGGCGACGGAAAGUCGCACGCACGUUCGGAUCUUCCCGAUGUCAUUACCUUAUCGUAACGUGAUACGUGACGGUUGGGCCCUUUCGAGUAAAACCCGCAUCCGGAGCUUCCAAGACGUGACCAUCGUGAAGAUGGUGUUAGUGAGUGCCUUGUACCCGCAAGUCGCCGUCCCCGACGACCACGACUCCUACAGGGUGAGAACGGGGAUCCUUCUUGCCUGUGAUCCCUUUCAGCCGGGGUCGGACCAAGUGCAUCACACAAAGGGGAAAGCCUUCACCGUCCUCCAUCCGAUGGGGAAGCCGGUCAACGACCCGCAGGUGCUCCAGAUUACCAAAGCGGACAUCCUGGACUUCCCCGGGUUCGCUCGUCGGAAUCCCGUCUCCACCAAGCACCAGCUUCUGCUUUACGUGUACGUCCCUGCUGGAGACGACGAAGCCGUACAUCGUGAAUACGUUGCGGGUGCCGGCCGCCCAUUCCUGUCUCCUCCCGCUCCGUCGACUCCGAUCCGGACUUCUCUCGGUCGGCUCAAAGUGGUCUGCGACGAGUGGUUGGAGCUGCGCUUCCCGGACCCGGAUUCCGCCCAGCUGGCCCUGCUGCGAGCGGCUCAGAUCCGCACGCUGUGGAUGGAGAUCCUCGCGACUCGACUCUCGGGGGACGAGGAUUCUCGGAGGGCCGGGGACUCGCGGCGGCUCCAGCGCCUCGCCCUGCAGUUCUACCUGCAGGAAGUCCCGUGCUCCGUACGACGGCUCCUGCCCGCCGACACCAAGCACCUGUACGAGGGAGACACGGGAGGAGACAUCUGGAGGCUGGACGGAGAGGGGAAUCCCUUCUCCACCGACGGAGACGUCAUUCGGGGCGACAUCCAUCCCAUGAAGGGGGGUCUCCGACUCACUCCUUUCCUCACUUACGACCGGCUCUCUUUUCUCACUCCAGAGAAAGGAGAGAAAAAGGAGGAGGAGGAGGAGGAGAAGAGCGGAAAAGGAUCUCGCAAGUACUUCUGCCCCGAUUGCAACAGAGAACUGAGGCUCUCCACGACAGAGAUCUUCCGCCACAAGAAGACACACGCUUCCGGUGGGACUACUUCCGGAGGGACUGCUUCCUGA